AUGGUCUUCGAUACAAUUCUCUACGAUUUACUUGAAGUCGAGCCGAAUGCGACACAACAAGAUAUUUCAAAAGCUGUCAAAAGAAAAUCAUUGGAACAUCAUCCAGACCGUGGUGGAAAUCACGAAAUGAUGCAAAAAGUCAAUGCAGCAAGACAGAUAUUGACCGAUCCAGAAAAACGAGAAUUGUACGAUCGAAUCGGAUGGGAAAAAAUGCAAUCACAUAUUGACGACAGUGACUUUCCGAUUCCAGGAUUUGCUGAAAAUCUUUUUGAUAUAUUCAAACAGAAAAAAGAGAGCUAUAUUAAACAUUCAUUAAAAGUAUCUCUCGAAGAAUUGUAUUCGGGUGGUACACGAACAGUGUCCAUUGAUCGCAAUAUUGUUUGUGUCGAAUGUAAUGGAACUGGUUGUCGUGAUGGGGUCCCAAGCGUAUGUAACAAUUGUAAAGGAACAGGAGUUGAAACACUAAUUCAUGAAAUGGGUCCAAUGAUUCAACACAUACGAUGCGCAUGUUCGUUGUGUAAUGGUGAUGGUCAAAUCAUUCAUCCGGAAAAUCGCUGCAAAACUUGUGAUGGCAAAAAACUAUGUCAACAGAAGAAGGAAUUGGAUGUACAUAUUGCACAUGGAAGUCAACAUAGAGAAGCGAUCAAAUUUAUUGGUGAAGGAAAUCAAACUCCAAAUGGUGAAACCGGUACAGUAUAUGUUAUUCUCGAACAAGAACCACAUGCAACUUUUACUCGAAAAGAUGAUGAUUUAAUAAUGAAUAUGGAAAUCAAUCUUACUGAAUCAUUGUGUGGAUUUCAACGUACAAUUACACUAUUGGAUGGGCACAAUAUUCUUAUCAAUCAUCCUCAUGGCAAACCAAUUGUGCCCGAUAGUUAUCGUUGUUUAAAAGGUUAUGGUAUGCCAAACAGACAUACACACACAAAUGGUGAUGUAAUUAUUCAUUUUAAUGUAAAAUUUCCCGAAGAGAAUUUUAUUCAAACUGAAAAUCAAUUGAAACAAUUGGAAGAAAUUCUUCCGCCAAGAAUGGGUAUGAAAUUGGAAAGUGCAGAACAUUAUGAAGAAGUCAAAAUGAUGGAAUAUGAUUCGUUUGAAGAGAACUCUCAUCAUGGUGAUCCGGACUUCGAUGGAGAACCAACUGGUGUUCAAUGUGCAACACAAUAG
Molecule: messenger RNA, 1164 nt
Organism: Rotaria socialis
Lineage: Eukaryota; Metazoa; Rotifera; Eurotatoria; Philodinida; Philodinidae
Source: the annotation of a GenBank genome assembly